UGAGCGGAACAGCGGCGUUUCAGGGAGCUGGCUGUGUGUCGGUAAAGUUACCGGAGGAUGGAGCUCCUUUAACGGAACUCCAAACUGCUCCUGACAGACUGAGAGUAACGUGCACGGUUCCUUCAGACACAGCUCUGUCUUGCUGGUCUUCCUGCUGGACGGUCUUGUCUGUGUCCGUCUGACGGUGCACCGUGUCGGCUCUGUAGUUCUCUGCUGGCUCCGUUAGCUCUGGAAAAACUGCUUCAGGUCCUGUUAACAGUCCGCCAUGUGUGUGUGAACUUUAUUCUGUUUUCAUGUGUUACGCUCAGUGGACACGGUUCAGUCUUUAAUGUCUUUAAUGUCAAACUUCUGCUGCCAACACGAAGAUGGUCAAAGUUUAUUGGAGCGUGAAAAUGAAGCAUCUGAGCUGCUGAUUGAAGCUCAUCUCCACUUUGUUGUCUCUUGAUGUUUGGCUUCCACAAACCGAGGAUGUACCGCAGUCUAGACGGCUGCUGCAUCUGCAGAGCCAAGUCUUCCAGCUCCCGCUUUACUGACAGCAAACGCUACGAAACCGACUUCAGGAGCUGCUUCGGACUUGGAGAGGUGCGUUGUGGAGACAUCUGUAAUGCCUGUGUUCUCCUAAUCAAGAGAUGGAAAAAACUUCCAGCUGGAUCCAAGAAGAACUGGAGUCAUGUGGUUGAUGCGAAAGCUGGAUCGAGCGUGAAGGCCACGCUGAAGACCAAGAGGAUGAAGAAGAAGCUGAGACCGAGUCAGAUUAUUCGAGUACAGAGCGAGCUGAAAAGAAGCAACUCAGACGCCCACAGCACUACCUCCAGUGCCUCACCUGCACAGUCGCCCAGUUACAGCAACCAAUCAGACGAGGGCUCAGACACAGAGCUUUCACCUGGCACCUCCCCACAACCAGCCUUCUCCUUCCUGGACUUGACAUACUGGAAAAGACAGAAGGUGUGCUGCGGCAUUGUGUACAAGGGACGCUACGGAGAAGUGAUCAUCGACCCCCAUCUGUACAAGCCCUGCUGUCAGAGGAAACCCCAGCUGCACCAGAAACAGGUGCCGGAGGAGGAGGAGGCAGCAGUGAGCAUGUUUCCACCCCCAACACCAAAAGAAGAAGAGGUGGAGGAGGAUGGUGAUUGCAGCACAGAGUUGGUAUAGUUUUCACUGAUAGACUGACAAACAAUGCGACACUGAUGGCUGUUAACAGUCAACCAAACUCGACACAAACGGUCCAAACCAAGCCUCACUGUAGUUCUUCAAUGUUUUAAAGUUGCUGCUAUCCUGUCAGACAUUUUUCUAACCUUCAGACUGGUUCUGUUUUCAGUGUCUUGGCUUGCUGUGAGAUUCUGUUACUGCAAAUACUUUAUUUUGCUCUCUGUUUGAAAUGCUGGAUUUCUGAUUGCUGCAUGGAAACCUGGAGACCUCUGAGAUUCACUCUUUACUCUUGGAUGGAGCUGUACAUUGGAGCUUCCACUCUCUGCCUUUCCUCUUCUUGAUGUCAAAAGUUUUAUUGCUUAUUACAAACCAUAUGCGUGGGUUUCUGUGAAGAUGAGUAUCUACAUGUCCAGUUUGUUGUGAUGGGAUUUAGCAGUGUUUCAGAGCUAGCAAGGUGCUAGUGGUUAGCUGCUCCAUUCUGACUGUGGCUGGAGAGCUAAUGUUUGCACUAGCCAGCCUCUUUAACAUAACCAACUUAACCUAACCAGCAUAUAGGGCUGUCACCUCCUUUGGAAAGUUAACUUCGAAUGGUAAUUCUAAAACUAGACUAAGUGGUAGGAUUAACUUCACAUUCAUUUGUGGCAUCUCCAUUCUUCUUAACUCUGACCCCCCUUAUUCGCUCCGGUUACUGUGGGUUCAUUUUUACUCACUGCAAUAUAAAUAUAAUAUAAAUAUAUAAAGUCCUGCAUCUCUAUGGAAAUAGCACAACCACAACUGAAAGCAGACAAGUCAAAAACAUGUCUUCUUGCAGUAUGACACAAUUAGAAUGCCCUAAACUAUUACAGUUUUUCUCGAUUGCUAAGACACAUUCCUGGAAAGCUGUUCUCCUUUUCCCUAAACUGUGAACACAAAACCCAAUUUUCAAGCUACAUUCACAAAACCUCUGACUCUUCUUGCAAAACCAAACUUUCACCCCAAAACAGUUCAAUCUGUGCUCAAAACUGAACUACGCUGUCAAAUAAUGCCUCAAGUCAAUCUAAAUUAAAUACUCUACUGAGUAGUCACUAAACACUACAUAGAAAAAAGGAAAACACAAAGCUCAGGACAUGAAGCGGUAGAAAUAAAUGUUUAUUUAGGCUAAAUGCAUGUUGCAAAACAAAGUACCUGGGCAUUUGUAACACUUGUACACAGAAAAAAGAAUUUGCAAAAAAAACAGAAAUCCUGUGCAUUUACAUGUAGCACUUGUACGUAAAAAUUAAGCACAAAAAUAUACAAAUGACGUACAAAGAAAAGAAGUGCAUUACUCUGCCACAGCAUCAUUUCUCCGUACUGGGUCAGGCCACAGGACUUCAUCUACAUCACAGGCCACAUUUUCUCUGGCCAGGCAAUGGGGGAAAAAAAACCCUGGCAUGCCGUAUCCAGGCUCCUCUUCUUAGAUUUCUAUCCAUUGUAGUGCCUCACAAACCAGUGCUCUGGCUUAUAUGUACCCUCACAUCAUUAGCCACAAGUGUGAUCAAUUUUGAGUUGUUGUGUUCAACCGCUGACGCCUGAGCUUUAACUGUGUUUGACUUUUGCCACCUGUGCUCACCAUUAUGCAACACAGGUGCAUCCCAAUGACAAUGUGUUGACAAGAUGUGUCUAAACACGUGAAAAGGGCUUAUGGUUUUGCCAAAAGAGUGACUGAUUGAAUAAGUGGGUUCAGGCAACUGAGAAUUUGGUUCAGACAAUAGGGUUUAGUGUUUUAGCAAUUGAGAAAAACUGUAAGAUUUGAAGUUGAUAUUCUUUAAUUAUUUAUUUUAUAAAAUUGAAUAAACCUGGAAUAAACAUGUCCAACAUUUUUACAAGUGCCCAUGAGUGAAAAUAUCGUGGCACUCCAUGCUAUAGAUAUUUAACUACUUCCCUCCUGUUCCUCUCUGCUCUGUGGAAACACAGCCUGUAGUCCCUAGAUUUUUGUUGACUAAUAUUUGGUCACAGCAGAGUCAGUCAUGGUUUCACUGACUGCAGAGUUUUGUUUGCACAGAAUCUGUUUUGGCCAGAUGUAAAGUGAAACAUGUAGAAUAAAGUGAUUUGGAUAAAAAAAAAUCACAAUUUUAACUGGAAAUUUCUUGACAGAAUGGAAUCCAGUUUGAAUCCAUUUUUGUUCUACAAUAUCUGGCUCUGGUUUCUAGUGUAAUUUUUGGCAGUUGUUUUAACGAUAGCAUACUCUUUAAAUCUGUCAGCUAUUUUUGGGGUUCAGAGGGUUAAGUGAUGAGCCAACAUAACUGUAAGACUUUGUCUGCAGUUUUACUUUUUGACUGUGAUUGUGAUGAACCCCAAGUGCUUCCCAUCUUUUUCUCUCUGAUGGUCGAAUGACACAGUUUUCAGAAUGGCUCACUUGCUUUCUCCAUUUUGCACCUUAGCCUUGGUUUCUCACUGGGCAAACAGUAGGUCAGACGUACACAGUUUUUUUCUUAGUUACAACUAGAUUUUUGAAUUUGAACACAUUACUAAUAGCCUAAUAUUUUAUGUUUUCCAACUGUAAUUAGAAUCUCAGAUUACAAGUUACAGACCUACUGAACAGUUUACUCCAGAGACAUACUAAAUGAGAACCACCAAAGGGAGCAACAAAGCACAGCUAAUGAGAUAGUUCCAUGCUUUAUGGACUCAGAGCCUCCACUUUCUGACCUCCACACCAAAGCUCCACCUGUUGCAAAGAAAAUUUACUCAGGAUUUUAUCAUGCAGUCAAAUUAGAUGUGACAUUAGAUUGAGAAACAACACACAUGCAGAUUCCACAGUUGGUUCAUCUGCACAGAAUAAUAGAUUAAUGCAGCUGUACCAAAACAUGAGGAGUUUCCUCGUUGUUCAUAGUAUUUGUGUCUCUGAAAGCUGUAAAUAAUGAAAGAUUCAAUACAUCCUUUUGAAUUAUUGCAAAACAGAAUAUGCAUUUAUGGUGCACAUAUUGUAUAUAGAAAGCACAAAGAAAUAUUCAGGGAGGCUUCCAGUCCAAACUGUCAAAGGAACCAUGAUAAGCUAAACAAACCCUCAGGAAGGUAAUGGAAGUGUCUCCUGACCUCUUGUUGCAGCAGCUUUUCCCGUCAUGUCAGACGGGGCUCAGUAGCAGUUUCUAUUUCUGAGACGAUAUCGUUCUACCCUCGGAGGACUGAUAGAUGAGUUGGAGGCCUUUCGAUGAACUGAGUUCUUGAAUUGUGGUUGUUUGCAGAACUUGUUUUACACAAAGCCAGGAGUAUUUUGCAUGUGCUGUAUUUUUGUUUGUUUUGUUAAAUUUGCCUUUUUGAUGUAAUAUUAUACAGCCUGAAUAUAUAUUUUUGUAUAUAUAUGAAAACAAGCAUCUGUCCACUCAGAGAUUGGAUGUCACCUGCUUCAAUCACCCUUCACUGGCGUUUUGAUUAACAACUACAGAAUGAAAUGUCAGGUAGAUCUAUAAUUACUGCUGUGUCCAGUCAGAUUUCAGGGAUUGUGGACACUAUUUGUAUUUCUUUGAACUUGUGAAAAGUUUGUUUUUUCUUCCCCACAAUGAUUUUAUUUUCAAUGGCAGUAUCAAAGCUUUACUUGAAGUAAAUUUGAAAUAAGGAAGCAUCUGGCAUGGCCAGCAGAGUUUUUCUUUUGAGGUGUUGUUUCAUAUGUUGGGUAGUUUUUGUCUGAAAUAAAGUAUUUAUUAACUUAAAUUUAAAGUAUUUUCACUACAACAAAAUUCAUUGCUUUUUUGUGGACAUGAAUACAGUUCAGGAUGUCUGUACGAUGCUGCCAUAAGGACCAAACACAGUUGAUGAUUGUAUUAUUUUAAACUCUACUUUUGUUUUUGAAACAUUGUAUUUACUAGUUGUAAUUUAGAGAUGUCUUUGUACUCCUGAUAUUUUGGGUAGAAAUGCAUCAUGGAUGUUGUUGUGAUUUACAUUAGCAUGUGAUGUAGGUCUAGCCUAGCCGCGCUAGACCCAGCUCUUAAGACACGAGGGUCUAGGAACGCUUGACAGGGAGGGAGGCGGGCUAAAAGGUUGUCUUUCAAAUCACUCUGCAGCAAUUGGGUAGGUAUACAACCAAUCAGCGCAACGAAUAGGCUGACGUAGUUCCUAGAUCGCCGGAUUGUGGCUAAGUCCCAUUAGCUUCCCAACCAGCAGAGCCAACUGGUAUAUUAAGGAUUUGCUUAUCCCGUCGGCAUAAGUCCAAAUACGUCUUUCUUCUCAAUGAAACACUUCAGUGCCGUCCUUUGUUUAUCUUUCAAAUUGAAUUUUAGCUUCAAAUCUUUAAGGGCUGUGGCCAAAGCCGAGUCGAAAGAUAACUGUUUAUUGUGCGCCGGUUGUUUCUGUCAGAAUCGUCGUGCCUCUGUCAUCACUUCGUUACGCCCGCCUUCUGACUCUACACUUCAUGGUGAUUCGUCCGGCCAGUUUUAGGAGCAUCCAACCUCUAGCCUUAUGGAGGGUAACUAGACCCUCCCUGGCAGAGAAUUAAAUUCGUUGCCGUGGGUUGUCUAGCGCGGCUAGGCUAAUGUAGGUCAGCACUUAGUCAAGACAUAUUUUAGCAGUGUGUCACAAAGAAAUAUACAACUCAUUUCAAUAAGGAACGUUUGUAUUUUUAUACACACUUGUAAUUUCUACAUGUUUAUUAAAUGUUAUUUGUCAUGUUGAAA
This is a messenger RNA of Acanthochromis polyacanthus (spiny chromis), 5774 nucleotides long. RefSeq names its product SIN3-HDAC complex-associated factor-like. The record is from RefSeq and is a predicted model, not a curated record. NCBI's taxonomy places the organism in Eukaryota, Metazoa, Chordata, Actinopteri, Pomacentridae. Bases 445 to 1152 code for a protein of 235 amino acids. The transcript is spliced from 6 exons. Gene Ontology annotation, biological process: negative regulation of cell migration.